UGGAGACCGAAAUCUAGGAUUUCCUGUUAUCACUCCAUCUUUGUUUGACGAGCUGACAAAGAAACUCUUGGCUGUGGGCAAAAGCUCCAGAUCAGUUGGUUACUAGUUGUCGGCGAGUGUUCAAGUGUAGCAUUUUCUCUCCCUUCUCCUUUCAAGCCAAGUUGCGACACAAGAUACUCUUCUGAAACAUGAAAACAGCCUUUGUUUUGGGCCUUUUGAGCCUAGCUCUGGGCACUCUGGUGUCCGGAGGGCUUUUGGGCUCAAAGAAAUGCACCUGGGGACCGUCUUAUUGGUGCCAAGGGUUUUCCCAAUCCCGUGAGUGCUCUGCUACUACACAUUGCAUUAGGAACGUUUGGUCCCAACAAGACUUGCCCGAUGAUAACGACGACGUCUGCACCAUUUGCCAGAACAUGGUCAAAGAGGCUCGAGACACCCUCGAAUCCGACGAAGUUCAGUUGGAGCUGAAGCAAGUCUUUGAAGGCUCGUGCGCUCUCAUCCCCUUGAGAGUGAUUGCGGAUGAGUGCAAGAAAUUAUCAGACCAGUUCAUUCCGGAAUUGAUUGAGACUCUCGCUUCGGAGAUGAACCCUCAAAUGGUGUGUGCCACAGCUGGACUCUGCAAUUCUGAGCGCAUUGAUCGCCUUCUAUCCGAAAUGAGCAAGGGACAGAUGCCCAAGACGGAGUGCGGCAUGUGCCAGGUGGAAUCCAAAGCUAUUGGCGACCAGAUCAGAAACGUGGACCAGGACGUGAUUGCGGAUAAACUGUUCGAAAUUUGCGGACAGUUCUCGUCUUACAGCGAUGCCUGUCGGAUGACCGUGCUGGAGAAUUUUGAAUUGAUCCACAAUGCUUUGAUCCACGUGGAUCAAGGAGUAUGUCAUCUGAGUGGCAUGUGUAGCGAAACCUUCAAGAAUGUACCUGCCCGUUAUACCUCAACCAAUCCCAAAGAUAUCCAAUGCGAGUUUUGCGAAAAGGUCAUUCAACAUUGGGUGGAUACCUGGACUGCCAACACCACCCAAGACGAGUUCAAGGAGGUGCUCGAGACCAUUUGCCACAAAUUGGGCCGAUCCGACCGCAUCCAACAUUGCCUCCACAUUGUCGAUGAUUACUACUUACCCUGGUUCAACUUUCUCUUGAAUGAAGUGAACCCACGUAUGAUUUGCUCCAUGGCUGGAUUAUGCGGACAAGGGGAGUUCCUGCAAGUGGAUCCCCACACUUCCAUCACUCUUUUGCUUCCCGUUCAACCCGACACGCCCAUGAUCAAACUCGCCCCGGCCCUUUCUCAGAAAAAUGAAAUGAUGACUGGUAUGGAAGAAUUUCGUAUGAACGGUCUGUACUUAGAGACCCACCGUCGAAAUGAUCUGGAAGGCCAUAACUUGGAAUCCAGCAUUGCCGAAGGCCGUUUGAUUGGAGGUUAUUUUGCCCCGCAAACAGUGAUUGCCGCUGACAAAUCCGGUUGCGUGAUUUGCGAGUACGCUCUCCAUGAGUUGCAGAAUUUCUUGGGUGACGUCAAAACUGAGGCCAAAGUAGAAGAGGCUCUGGAGAAGAUUUGCGACGUGAUGCCCUCCACUGUGGCAGAUCAAUGCGACCAUUUCGUCGAGACCUACGGACCCGCCAUUGUUCAAAUGGUGAUUCACGAUAUCGACCCCUCGGAAAUCUGCUCCAGACUCCAACUUUGUAGUGACAAUCUUUUGACACAACAAGCCAAUGUACCUAUGGGCAUUCAGCUCCUUAAGAAGAAUGACGACACCUGUGCUCUCUGUGAGUACGUGAUGAAUACCAUUGAUGGCAUGAUCGUGGACAAGAGUGACCAGAGGAUGAUCGUCAAUCUCUUGGACUCAAUCUGCUACAAGUUCAUGCCUCAUAGCAUCAGCAACGAAUGCGAGAAAUACGUCUCGGAGUACACGCCCAUCAUCUUGGAACUCUUGGCCGAAGAGUUUACUCCCGAGCAGAUUUGUAGCGAAUUGCAAAUGUGCUCAGGCAAGCCCUCCGUUGAAAAGACCCCAUUGAGCCUUUCCUUGACCAAGCAAGACGAAAAAUGCAUCUUCUGCGAAUUUGCCAUGACCAAAUUUGACCAAAUCCUCCGCGAUCCUUACAACGAUCACGAUAUCGCUUCAUCUUUGAACAAUCUUUGCGCUCAAAUGCCCGCCAAUCUUGAGCGUCAGUGCCAAAAGUGGGUCCACAAGAACUCCAAGACUAUCGUGUCGCUGAUCUCUGCGGACGUGGCACCUUGGAUGAUUUGCCCCGCUAUGGUUCAAUGUCCGGAUGGUCAAAUGAACGUUGAUGAUGGCAUCCAAGUGACACGACAUGAAUUGGAAGACGAGCGACCCUAUUGUACUCUUUGUGAAUACGCUAUUGGCGAAGUGGACAAGCUGAUUGAGGACAAGAAGAACGAGCAACAGAUUGUGGAUGCGCUAGAUCGCAUUUGUUACAUGCUGACCACCCCGAUCCAAAAAGAGUGUCUCAAUAUGGUUAAUGCUUAUACCGAUGAAAUUAUCAAAAUGUUUGUGGCGGAAUAUACGCCGGAGCAGGUGUGCUCAGCCUUGCAUCUUUGCAAGAAAGCCACCACGCCCACCAUUACCUUUGCCAAUGAUGUGUCCAGCUAUCAUGCCAACGCCAUCCCACCCAUGGAGGAACAAAUCGCCACAGAGACGGAUGUCCAACUUUCCGAACACGCCGGAUGUGUACUUUGCGAGUUCGCUGUGACGGUCUUGGAGAAGGAGGUACUGACGAAUCGAUCCAUUGACAUGGCUAAACGUGGUGUUCAGAUGGUGUGCUCCUAUAUGCCCGAGACCAUUGCUGAGAAGUGUGAGCAAUUCGUGGACGAGUAUGGCGAUGAAAUCGUUGAGCUUAUUGUGAACACCGAGCUGGAUCCCAAGGUCUUUUGCACGGAACUUGCCCUCUGCAGUCCAGCGCAAAAGCCUCAAGCCUUGUUUGGGGGCCAACCUUGCAUUUGGGGGCCGGCUUUUUGGUGUCAAAGUCUGGUUCACGCCCAAGCUUGUGGUACGAUUAGGCAUUGCCAGGAACUUUUUUGGAACAAGAACUAAUAUCAAAUAUCCUAACCCAUCAGAAUGACAUGAAAACUACAAAAACCCAUAAAAUCAUGAAUCAACACGAAUUUCCAUAAUAAUACAAUUCAUUGAUUGUCAGAUAAUCUCUUUCCAUACCAAGCCAUCCUUUAUAAUUACAAAUUUGAAUGCUG
Molecule: messenger RNA, 3196 nt
Organism: Tigriopus californicus
Lineage: Eukaryota; Metazoa; Arthropoda; Copepoda; Harpacticoida; Harpacticidae
Product: prosaposin-like
Exons: 10
Coding region: 189-3041 (950 amino acids)
Biological process (GO): sphingolipid metabolic process
Cellular component (GO): lysosome
Source: RefSeq, a predicted model, not a curated record